AUGGAAUCCCUCGCCGCUGUCGGCCUCGCUGCAAAUAUCCUACAAUUUGUCCAUGAAGCAAGGCACUUGGUAUCUACCAGUCGUGAAGUUCUCGGCUCAGGCACUAAGGAAGAGUACAUUGAGUUGGGACUUAUCUCAAAAGAGCUGCGCUCUCGAUCAGCCCGCAUCAUCCUACCAGGAAAUGCCAGAGAUGUCCCUGAAGGCGAUGACGGAAAUUCCCUUGAGGCAUUGGCGGUUAGAUGCAACGAGAUAGCAGAUGAGCUACUUGAUAUUCUCGACGCGCUCAAAUUACAUAACGACCGAAACAAGUGGAGGAGUUUCCUUCAAGCGCUAAAGACACAAUGGAAUGAUGAUAAGAUCGGAGCUCUACGCGAAAGAUUGGAUCGUGUCGCGAAAGCAAUCAAUGCACGCCUUGCAGACGAGAACAAUCUGGGUAUCUACUCUCGCCUCAAUGAACUACUCGAGAUCAAUCGUCGACUCGAGAGUACGCGGACCGUGGACAUCCUGGCUCUGAGGCGAGAAUUCGAUCAGGCAUUGAAAAACAAUCAAAACAAUACUGGUGUGGAAGAAUCGGCCGAUCUUAUGAGCAAGGUAGCAUCAGAUGGCCUGCACUACUCUGCGGAACAAAAGAUUCUGUCUAGACUUCGCUUUGUUCGGUUGGAAGAUCGCUAUCGGUUGCUGUCACCAGCCCACCGCAAUACCUUGGCCUGGUUGUUCGGAGACACAGGUUUGUAA
This is a messenger RNA of Alternaria postmessia, 735 nucleotides long. RefSeq lists its product as uncharacterized. The record is from RefSeq and is a predicted model, not a curated record. Bases 1 to 735 code for a protein of 244 amino acids. The transcript has a single exon. Lineage: Eukaryota; Fungi; Ascomycota; Dothideomycetes; Pleosporales; Pleosporaceae.